Messenger RNA from Styela clava, 2370 nucleotides. Lineage: Eukaryota; Metazoa; Chordata; Ascidiacea; Stolidobranchia; Styelidae. The record is from RefSeq and is a predicted model, not a curated record.
AGAUCUCUAGUAAAUAAUUCCUAUAUCUAGUGAUGUGGUUCCAUAUAAAACAAAUACAAUGACGAUCACAAUAAAGCAGGAAAAUGUGGAAGAGCAUUUCACAAUAACAGAGGAAAUAGGGAGUGGACAAUUUGCCGUUGUUCGAAAAUGUGAACACGUUUCAACGGGGAAGCAGUUCGCAGCAAAAUGUAUCAAAAAGAAGAGAGCAAAGGCCAGCAGAAGAGGGGUUCUACGUGAAGACAUUGAACGUGAGAUUGGUUUACUAUGCGGAAUUGAACAUCACGGGAUCAUAAAACUACACGACUGCUUUGAGAGUAGAGAAGAAAUAACCUUAAUUCUUGAAUUAGUGGCUGGUGGUGAAUUGUUCGAUUACCUCGCUGAGAAAGAAUGCCUGACAGAAGAGGAAGCAGUUUGCGUCAUUCACCAAAUACUUGAAAGCGUUGGAUAUCUACAUGACCAGAAUAUAGCACAUUUUGACUUGAAGCCUGAAAACAUCAUGAUCUACGACAUCAAAGACGACAAUCCGAGAAUAAAACUGAUUGAUUUCGGACUAGCUCAGCUUGUUAGACCAGGACAAGAGUUGAAGAAUCUCCAUGGUACUCCAGAAUUCGUUGCACCAGAAGUUAUCGCCUUUGAACCUAUUGGGCUUCCAGCUGAUAUGUGGAGCAUCGGUGUCAUCGCUUAUAUUCUGUUAAGCGGUUGCUCGCCAUUUCUCGGAGACAACAAGACAGAAACAUUCGACAACAUCACAAAAGUUGAAUAUGAGUUUGACGAAGAAUAUUUCGGAGAAACGAGCGACUUGGCGAAAGAUUUUAUCCAACGCUUAUUAAUAAAAGACCCGAGAAAAAGAUCGACUAUAAAUCAAUGUAAAGAACACCCGUGGAUAAAGGGUGCAAAGAAUUUUAUUCCUGCUUGGGAAACCCAAGAACCGAUCUACGAUCGCGUUAAAGAUGAACCCACACCGCCACCUAGCGACAAGCAAUUUCUCGACGAGGUUGAUUCAGCGGUGACGCCAAAGUCACCAUCUCCCGUAAUGGAACCUGAGCCUGUUCCAAAUCGGGGUUCACCAUCGCCUAUAAGGGAUCCGACGCCCACCCCUCCGCCAGAACCGCAGCCCCCGAAACCAGUCCCCUCCCCGAUUAAAACUGUUCCAGAAAAAAGGAAAAGCAUACCCAUACCGAUCAUCCACGAACAGAAAAAAGAAGAAAAGCCUAAGGCGAUCUCGAUACCUGUCCAUCACGAACAAACAGGCCAAUCACGUAACAGGGGCGUGGUCACAAGACAAGUUAAAAUCAGCAAAAAACCAAGCGACGCGCAAGAUGGUCUUGAAUCUCUAUCUAAAUCCAAACAACUUCUGAAGGACUUACAAAAGGAGAGAAGUGCGUUGGAGAAAGACAUGAGAGUAUUUGGAGAGAGUUAUCUGGUUCUCUCGGAUGACGAUGUCUCUCAUAUUCGCAACAGGAUGGAACGAAGAGCAGCUGACAUCAUGGGCGCAUUAGAUUCGUACAAGAGUAGCAGAAUGGGAAUGGCUAGGACGUCAAACUCUUUGUUCGGAGAAAAAGGUUUGAUGCCAGGUCUAAUGAAGCGUUUGGAUCAAACGAGAAACCGGUUUAAGAAUUUGAUGGAAAUGGACUUUGGCGAUGAUUGACAGGGACCAUGUAUAUGGAGAAGAGAGAGAGAGAGAGAAAACUGAUAGGACAAGAUACUGGGACCGCUCAGGGUUUACUUGAGCAUAAUCUAGCCCCCGCAUUGUAUUAAUUGCGCAAAUUAUAUCAUAAACGAAAUUGCAGUGAUUUAUAAGCUAUCUCAAAAUUAUAGCUUUAGUGUAACGGUUCCAACUUUCAAAAGCGGACCGACACUGGUAGAGCUCCGAACAUUUUCGAGUAUAAUGAUUGCCACCACUAGACAAUAUUCUUAGCGCAAAUUUAAAAACGUAAUAACAUGGUCUCAAAAUGAGUACAAUAGUCUUUCGAGACUAGAACUUGUGUAAAUUUAAAAACGCCAGCAUAAUGAUGUUUACCGUAACAUUGCGAUACCGCUGUAUUUCUGUUGGCAGAAUGGCUCGAUUAUACAAAAGUGAACUGAAAAACACACCGGUACGGCUCGGAAUCUUUUAUUUGAUCCAAUUACAACUCCCAGAGUGAUUAGAAUCGAAAUUUUCAGCAUUUUUUUCUUACCACUGAGGGAUGCAUUUUGAUGAUUCGAACUUGUAACCACUAAACUCCAGUGGACUUCUCUUUGAUUGAACGAAAGCAACUUGCGCGGAAAUUAUUUUUCCAAUUUAUUUCUUUGUUCAUUAUAAUUUACUCAUCUAUCUAUUAUUAUUGAUUUCAGUUUUCACAAAUUUUUAUCCGAUUUAACAGAUUUCCU